This is a messenger RNA of Desarmillaria tabescens, 1176 nucleotides long. RefSeq lists its product as uncharacterized. NCBI's taxonomy places the organism in Eukaryota, Fungi, Basidiomycota, Agaricomycetes, Agaricales, Physalacriaceae. The record is from RefSeq and is a predicted model, not a curated record. Gene Ontology annotation, cellular component: translation release factor complex; cytosol. Bases 1 to 1176 code for a protein of 391 amino acids. Gene Ontology annotation, molecular function: translation release factor activity, codon specific; sequence-specific mRNA binding. The transcript has 8 exons. Gene Ontology annotation, biological process: cytoplasmic translational termination.
AUGCGCGAGUCCGACGCCCAUAACCUCAUCCUACUCUUCAGAGCAGGGACAUCCACAAUCAGCCUAAUCUUUCCCUCAAAGUAUGGCAUAGCGUCCAACAUCAAAUCUCGAGUCAAUCGCCUCUCCGUCCUCGCAGCCAUCAACAGUACCCAACAGCGUCUCAAGCUUUACAACCGAGACCCUCCCAACGGUCUCGUGCUCUUCGUCGGCACGAUUCUAACAGGCGAAGGCAAGGAAAAGAACGUCUCGUUCGAUUUUGAAUAUCACAAGCCUUCCUUCUAUUUCUGCAACAAUAAAUUCCACACCGAAGCCCUCUUGGAACUUCUCGAGUCCAAUUCUCGGGUUGGAUUCAUCGACAUGGAUGGAAACGGUACCCUUUUCGAGACGCUCGCUAGAAACACUCGCAAGGUCAUCCAUAAAUUCACCGUCGACCUUCCCAAGAAGCAUGGUCGAGGUGGUCAGUCCGCGUUGCGUUUCUCCCGUCUCCAUGAUGACAAGAGACACAACUACGUGCGCAAGGUAGCGGAACUGGUGGUGCAGCAUUUUAUCAUGAACGAUAAAGUCAACGUCACGGGCCUCGUGUUGGCGGGAAGCGCGGAUUUCAAGACGGAGCUCAGUCAGAGUGAUAUGUUCGAUUUGAGGUUGGCGGCUAAGAUUAUUAAAGUUGUGGAGGUUAGUUAUGGUGGGGAGAAUGGGUUCAAUCAGGCCAUCGAACUCGCCGCAGAGUCUCUUGUGAACAUCAAGUUUGUGCAGGAGAAAUGGCUCAUUCGAAAAUACUUUGACGAAAUUAGUCAGGGACUGAUCGUAUCGGAGAACCUCAAUAUCACGCGUUACAUCCUCUGUAAUGCCGCUGGAGAGGAAAUUGGCAUCUACCACAACAAAGAACAUGACAAAGACCGCGCCAAAUUCAUUGACAAAUCCACCGGUCUCGAAAUGGAACAAUCCAAAGAACCCCAAGUGCUCCUCGAGUGGUUCGCCAAAAAGUACAAAGAGUUUGAUGCGAACCUCGAGUUUGUGACGAAUCGCUCGCAGGAGGGGGCCAAGGGCUUUGGGGGGAUUGGGAGGUUGUUGAGGUAUAAGGUUAAUUUUACGAAUUUGGCGUCGGUUGAUGAUGAGUUUUAUUCGGAUGAUGAUGAUAUCCGACGUAUGAUCACCGUGGCUUUAGUAGAUUCUUAG